UUUACUCCUCAAAUUAAAAAGGCAGAAAGAAAUUAGAGACUGAGGGAUUUUGUUCAGGCAUUUUUUUCAGACAAGAUGAAUAUUCACAAAACCACUCAGGAAGGGCAUUUCCGAGUGCAUGAGGUGUUUGGUGAACGCUACAGGAAAGAAGAUGGUCCCACCAUCUAGGACACUAGUCUUGGUUUCCAGAUCUUUCUCAUGGACUCUGUGAGACUCUGUGUGAGCCUCAGUCAUGCUUCAGUUUGUGCUAGAAGCCUUCUGAUGACUAAAACAGGAUAAAAGAGUUAUCACAGGAUAAAAAAAGAGAUACCCUGGGAUAAAAGAGUUAAUAACAAUUGGGCAUUCAACAGUCAAAUUAAUAAUUUCAAUCUCAUUCUUCUCUUGGUGCUGUAGGGUAGUUAUUUCUAAACCAAGAGCAAACUUCCUACCCAGAGAGUUCAAAACUGGUGAUACUUAUGCUUUAAUCAAAGCACUGCAUUCAGCACACCAAUGUUAGUAACAGGUAAUUUCCCCAAGCCUGUCACUGUCCAGCAAAGCACAGUGUUUAGAGAACAAUGAAACUGCUUUCAACUAAGAGAGUUCUAAUUUAAUAAUAACGGUAGUGUCUGGCUGUCAGAGCAGUCUGUUAAUGCCAUGGAGUCUGCUUCCGGACAGGAAUUGCUCACUGAUAUGAUCAGUGGUUGUAAACUGUCUUGGCUGGGAAGUCAAUCAUUAACUCAGGUCCCCGUGUCAUAAAAACAUCGUAUUGUAAGAGCAUGACUCGCUUAAGGCUCUCACUAAUCAAUCAGGCAUACAGCAGGAAUACAGCAACACAUAAAAGGAGCCAGAGACUCGGGAAAUCCUUCAGCUAAGGGGAGACAAGCUGCACCGAGGUUUAUCUCCAUGGAGAAAUCCACUGACAAGCCAAACAAGGAAAACGGAUCGCCGGCUCCUGGAGUGCUGCAGGCUGAGGCAGACAGUCCUGCGCCCGCGGCGGGAGGUGCUGCAGAAAUGAGCAGAGCAGGAUCCGUAACACGAAACACAAAACGUGAGAAGAGAGUGGGAUUCUCUGAAGAGUGUACUGAAGAAAUGGAGAGACCUUCAGGAACAGAGAGAGACAGCCUUGCUGCCUUUAAGCCAGCAGUUUUGGAAAGACACUCUCCGAACUCAAAGCCACUUGCUGUGCUAACGAACACAAACUCUCCCGAAAUGAGCAGGUUGGAACUGAACCACCAGUGCUCAGACACAGCCACCAUGGAUAUGGACUGCAUGAUCUGCUUCAACAAGUACAGCAUCUACAGAGUCCCAAAACUCCUGGACUGCCAGCAUGCCUUCUGCGCCGUCUGCCUCAAGCUGAUCCUCAGGAAACAGGAGAACACCUGGAUAAUCACCUGCCCCCUUUGCAGAAAGCCCACCUUCGUGUCAGGAGGGCUCAUCCGUACACUCCAGAAUAAAGAAGACAUCCUGGAGCACUUGGAGAGCCUUGAUUCAAACCCUGAGGUGCACACCUAUACCAUAGGGCUGGACAGCAAUAGCUGGACUCAGAGCAGCCGAGACAUUUUAAUCACAGAGGAAAACAGCCCAGGAGACACCAGCCUGGCUGUGCAGAGACUCGUGCUGCUCCUGCUGCUCGGGGUGAUCCUUGCCAUGCUCAUCCUCCCUUUUAUGUACUCAGGGAAGGUGAAAUGGGUAAUUUGUCUCCUGCUUACUUUGGGGUUGGUCAUGUCUAUGGUGCUUUGCUGCACUCCUAAAUUCCACUGCAGGUGCAAGAAGGACUCCCCCACCUCCUAUGACAAGGACAUCCACGUUGUUACUGUUGCCUGAAACAAUUAACCUGUCUGUCCCGGAGAUAAGGACUGGGCCAGCGUGCACGCUGGGGACACCAGUGAGUUGUGGACUUAAAAACAAUCUCUCACAGAAUAAAUUCCACAGUUGGCUGAGCUGGCUCAAUGCCAAUGCACAGUGUUGUUAAAUCUCAUUACUGCAAACAAAAUGAACUAUUUAUAUGUUGAUAUUUAUAUGUUUUCCACACAAUUUUUAUCCCAGACUAGUAAUUGUGUUGGUUUGCUUUUGCCAUUUUAUUCGUGUCUGUGUCCUCUCCUGAUCAGCCCUGGCGGAUGUUAUCUGGAACACCCUGGAGGUGAUGUCCUGGAAAACCCCACAGUUGCUGUUUCCCACUCUCUGAACACAUGGGCACUUUUCCUUGGGACGGUGUGGGAAAUAAAGCUGCUAAAUCUGGGAGUUGGAAGAGAGCAGUUUUAACCCAGAUGAUCACCUUAAUCCCUUGCAGGGAUGGGAAAGGGACUGGGAAAAGGGGAUGUCAGUUUUGAAGUUACACACAAAAUUGGAGAGGAGAAGGCAGAAUCAACAUUCCUAAUCUUGAGUCUGUGGCUUGCAAAGAGCAAGGCUCAAAAAACUCAUGACCCUCCAAAUUCCCCACAUUGUUUAGCAUAGAAAUAGUUCCUCUCACCUGAAUUCCUUUAUCUGGCUACCUGCACCACCUCUCUUCUUGCCCCCUUUACAUUGCCCUUGGAGAUGCUCACAGAGGUAAACAGAAAUCCAUCGAGUGCUGCACCACACCACGUGAUAUUUUUAAAUGGAAUGUCUCCAUUAAAUUUAAAUAAUAUUGA
Messenger RNA from Corvus hawaiiensis (hawaiian crow), 2609 nucleotides. It is a transcript of the gene RNF186, whose product is annotated as ring finger protein 186. The coding region runs from base 883 to 1803 and encodes 306 amino acids. Gene Ontology annotation, biological process: protein ubiquitination. NCBI's taxonomy places the organism in Eukaryota, Metazoa, Chordata, Aves, Passeriformes, Corvidae. The transcript has a single exon. The record is from RefSeq and is a predicted model, not a curated record. Gene Ontology annotation, molecular function: ubiquitin protein ligase activity.